AGUGAAUAUCGACUUUGAUUUCGAUAUAUUGCGGUAAAGUGGCGUUGUUUUUGGUUUGUGAGGAAGCGGUAGUUCUGUUCUUUUAGUAUUGCAACGAGAGUGCUAUAGUAAUCAUAAGAAAUGUCGUCACUUUUAAACAAGCCAAAGUCUGAAAUGACACCAGAAGAGCUGUCAAAGAGGGAAGAAGAAGAAUUUAGCACUGGACCAUUAUCAGUUUUAACUCAGUCGGUGAAAAACAACACGCAGGUACUCAUAAACUGCCGCAACAAUAAGAAGCUACUUGGUAGAGUGAAAGCCUUUGAUCGUCAUUGCAAUAUGGUGCUUGAAAAUGUUAAGGAAAUGUGGACAGAAUUACCUCGAACGGGUAAAGGAAAGAAAAAGGCAAAGCCAGUAAACAAAGAUAGAUUCAUAUCAAAAAUGUUUCUGCGAGGGGAUUCAGUCAUACUGGUUCUUCGGAAUCCACUUGCUACAGCAGCUGGAAAGUGAAUAAGUGUAUAAAAAGUGGGACUGGAGUGUGUUGUUUCUGUGGAUUUCAGGACUUGGAGACAUAUUUUGACUAAUUUUUAUUCAGUCUGUACAAACUCCAUUCAUCUAAUAAAUAAUUUGAAUACAGUA
Molecule: messenger RNA, 615 nt
Organism: Schistocerca gregaria
Lineage: Eukaryota; Metazoa; Arthropoda; Insecta; Orthoptera; Acrididae
Gene: SmD2
Product: probable small nuclear ribonucleoprotein Sm D2
Exons: 4
Coding region: 121-486 (121 amino acids)
Biological process (GO): spliceosomal snRNP assembly; RNA splicing
Cellular component (GO): precatalytic spliceosome; U2 snRNP; catalytic step 2 spliceosome
Molecular function (GO): RNA binding
Source: RefSeq, a predicted model, not a curated record